CGCCCCGCCGCCUCCCCCCACCAUUAACCUCCUAAUCUCCAGUCAAAACCUAAUCUUUUCAGUUUCUAGGGUUUGGUUCGAUCCAGCUCUAUGGAGUUCGAACGGGCGACUGGUUAUGGCAUCAAGCCAAUACACCAGCGUUUGGGCCCUCUUCCCUCCGCCGUCGGCCGCCGUCACAACAAAGUCUGCAUCUAUUGGGAGGCUGGCCGCUGCAAUCGCCGCAAUUGCCCUUACCUCCAUGGAGAGCUCCCUCGAUCUCUCGAUGUCGCCUCCAAGAAGAGGGCUUCCGUCUGGAGAAACCCUAAGACCGCGGGCAAAAGGGAUUCUGAUCUCCCCAGACUGGACGCGGACAAGGAUCAGACCACGUCGCAGGUUAAUAAGCUGUGCAAAGAUUUCAUCGUCGGAUCAAGCUGUGGUCUCGGCGACGAGUGCAAGUCGUUGCAUUCUUGGUUCACCGGUGACAGCUUCUCUCUGCUUACAGCUCUGCCGUCCCACCAAAAGGUUAUUACUGGAAUUGUGUUGCCAUGGGGUUCUGAUAAGCUCUACACUGGGAGCCAAGAUAACACUGUUCGAAUUUGGGAUUGCCAUAGUGGCCGAUGUGUUCAUACUGUUAAUUUGGAAAGCGAGGUUGGCUGCAUGAUCAGCGAGGGUCCAUGGAUUUUUGUGGGCGUUAACAAUGCUGUCAGAGCUUGGAAUACGAAGACAUUCACUGAUCUAGCCCUCAAAGCCUCGGAUGGUAAAUCCCCCGUCGGACGAGUGUAUGCAUUGGCAUUUGAUAACGAAAGUUUAUUCGCCGCAAUUCAGGACGGAUGCAUACUGGCUUGGAAGCUAAAUGACCAAGAAAACAGCUUUGAACCGGCAGUUCCUCUCAAGGGCCAUCAACGCUCUGUGGUCUCGUUAGUCAUCAGAGGUGGAAGGCUUUACUCCGGUUGUAUGGAUAGCACCAUAAGGGUCUGGGAUCUUACUACAUUGCGGUGCAUCGAGACCCUCACUGGCCAUUCAUCGGUCGUUAUGUCUCUCUUAUACUGGGAUAAUUAUCUUUUGUCUUGCUCCUUGGAUGGAACGGUGAAGGUUUGGGCUGUCGGUGACAGCGGCAAGAUGGAAGUUGUGUACACCCACUGUGAAGAUCAUGGAGUCCUUCAAUUAUAUGGGGUGAAUGAUGCACAAGAUAAGCCAGUGCUGUUAUGCGCUCGCAACGAUGAUACAGUUAGUCUUUAUGAUCUCCCGUCGUUCAGCGAGAGGGGGAGGAUUUUCUCUGAGCAGGAAGUUAGAGCCAUUGCUAGAGGUCCUGAUGGGUUGUUUUUCACUGGGGAUGCUUCGGGGAAGCUUAGAGUAUGGAAGUGGGCUGCAAAGGAUGUGACGGUGGCGGCUUCACAUCGAUGACAAUAUGUUUAUGUGUUCAUGGAAACGUGUACGUCGAUUCUUUCUCCUGUGUAAUCUCUGAAAAGGUUGAUCCUGUGUCUCAUUUUGAAGAGAGAGACACUGUACUUCUGAUGUCUGCUGAUCAAUCGAAAUAUCUAUUUUUUUUUUA
Asparagus officinalis (garden asparagus) is the source of this 1531-nucleotide messenger RNA. RefSeq names its product zinc finger CCCH domain-containing protein 17-like. The record is from RefSeq and is a predicted model, not a curated record. Lineage: Eukaryota; Viridiplantae; Streptophyta; Magnoliopsida; Asparagales; Asparagaceae. The transcript is spliced from 2 exons. Gene Ontology annotation, molecular function: metal ion binding; protein binding. The coding region runs from base 91 to 1383 and encodes 430 amino acids.